Messenger RNA from Bathycoccus prasinos, 954 nucleotides. RefSeq lists its product with no specific name. Bases 1 to 954 code for a protein of 317 amino acids. The transcript has a single exon. The record is from RefSeq and is a predicted model, not a curated record. NCBI's taxonomy places the organism in Eukaryota, Viridiplantae, Chlorophyta, Mamiellophyceae, Mamiellales, Bathycoccaceae.
AUGAAAGCGCGAAGCGUUCUUUUCUCUGGUGCUUCGUUUUUCGAGUCGUCGGCGUCGUUUACUAAAAUUCUGACCGCUCGUCUCUCUCGCUUUAUUUGCAAUGAUGUAACAACAACAACACAGGAACUGCGCGACGCGUUAGAGGCGAAAGGAUUGGAUUCGAGCGGUCUGAAAGCGGUUCUGUUGUCUCGAUUGGAAGAAUCGCUCGAAGGAGGCGAAGGAGGAGGAGAAGAAGAAAAAGAAGAAGAAGAAGCGGAGGAGGAACCUUUGUCAGCAGUUGAGAUAGAGGAAGAAGAGAAAGAGCCGACGCAGGAGCCAGAGAGCGAGGCUCCGGCGGCUCCGGCGGCUCCGGCGGCUCCGGCGGCGACCGCGGUUGCCGCCGCCGCGCCGGCGAAGACGAACGAAAGGAAGAAACCAAACGCUUCCGCCGCAGAAGAAGGCGAACUGACGAAGGAGCAAAAAGAGGAGAUGAAAAAGAAAAAGCGAGAGGAAUUUAAAGCGAAACAGAAGGCAGAGUACGAAGCUCGAGAGGCGAAGAGGCGAGAGAAGAAAGCGGAGGAGAAUAAACAGUUCGUUUCAACGCUCGAGGAAAGAAAGCAAAGAGCGGCAAAGUUCGACGGCCCUUUCAUUCUCUCCGACGCCGAGAAAAAACGCGUGCGAGAAUGCGGCGCGGCCGCGCAGUUUGGCCUUUCGGAAAUUGAAGAGAACGCAACGGGAGAGAAUGCUAAUGCUCAAAAGAAAGAACUCGUCUCCGCGGAGGAGAAGAAACAAAUCGAAGCCGAACGAGAAGCGAAGAAACGAGCGAGGAUGGAACGGUUCGGCGCCGAAGCGUUGAAGCCUUUGCAUCCGCCCAAAAUGCAACAACACGGGAACACGACUAAUAAGAAAGCGAAACUCGGAGGAGGACAAGGAAAAGGAGGUCAGGAUCGAAAUUUGACCAGUUACACCAUUUAA